CCUUGCUGCAGUGUCUGUGAGGGCGUUGGACGUGACCGUGAGCCAGAGCAGUAUUCAGGUAGCCCGCGGCCAGGCGGCCAUCUUGCCCUGCUCCUUCACCACCAGUGCUGCUCUCAACAACCUCAACAUUAUCUGGAUGGUCAUACCGCUGUCCAAUGCCAACCAGCCAGAGCAGGUGAUCAUCUACCAAGGUGGGCAAGUAUUCAGCCUUGCCAACCACCUGAAUGGCAGGGUGGGCUUCGUGGCCACCAUGCCCAGCACAAGUGCCUCCAUCUUCAUCAACAACACCCAGCUGACGGACACAGGGACCUACCAGUGCCUGGUUAACAACCUCCCGGACAGAGGGGGGCGCAACAUCGGGGUCAUCGGCCUUACCGUGCUGGUGCCCCCCUCGGUGCCAGCGUGUCGUGUCCAGGGCACGCUGGAUGUGGGCAGUGACAUCAUGCUGAUGUGCAGCUCAGAUGAGGGGAUCCCCACGCCCACCUACUCCUGGGAGAAGCUGGAGUCUCUGCCCAAGCUGCCCCACACCGCCAUGCAAGACCAGAUGCAAGGGACAGUCACACUGAGGAACAUCAGCACCAGCACAUCUGGACUGUACCAGUGCAUCUCCUCCAAUGCCAUCGGCAAGAGCACCUGUCUGCUCAACCUGCAGGUGGUAGCGCCCCAGCCCCAGAGUGUGGGUCUGAUAGCAGGCACCAUCGCCACGGGCAUCCUGGCUGUCAUCAUCUGCUCCCUGCUGGUGGUGGUCACGCUCUUCUACUGGAAGAACAAGAACAAGUACGAGGAGGAGGAGAUCCCCAACGAGAUCAGGGAAGAUGACCUGCCCCCCAAGAGGUCUUCGUCGGUGAAAGCUUUCCACGCAGACGCCUCGUCCUCAGAAAACGACACGCUAACCUCCACCAACACAUACAACAGCCGCUACUGGCACAACCCCAAGCCCAACUAUGACACCAACUCCUACACCCGUUACAACGGUGACACCCGCCAGACCUUCUCCACAGGCCAUCCCCCAGCCACCACAGCGGCCCCGGGUUCCGCCCCGGGUUCCGCCCCUCUUGCCCGCCAGGCCUAUUCCAACGGAAGCCACACCCUCCCCCCGCCCAAGACUCUGGUGGUCACCACCAACUCCGCCCCUUCCCCUCCCACCAUGGUUCGGAGUAAUGGCUCGGUGAGCCUGAAGCCUGUAACCAUGGGCUCCCACGGGCAGCACACACACUCGUACGCGGUGAGCCAGGCCACGCUGGAGCGCAUGGGCGCUGUUCCCGUCAUGGUGCCAGCUCAGAGCAGGGCAGGGUCGCUGGUCUGAACCUAAACCCUCCAGAACUUUCUGCCUGGGCCUCGAACCCUCUAUGAACCAGUUUAGGACUCACUCUCUCUGAGAAUUGAACUCCCCUUUGCACUGUCUGAGACUCAAUGAAGCAGCCUGCCUCCCUUUACUAGGAUCUCUUUCUAUCCCUUUUUAACUGAUAUAUAACUGGUUAACUCACAGAGUUCACUUAAUGCCAACUCCAUGCUUACUGGAUCCCAAUCUCAAGCAACAUCCGAUGUUCUGCUCCUAUUGAUCCUUUUCUGUGGCGGGUGUGGUCAUGAUGCUUUACUGAUAAUGAGUGGAAUGAGAAUCACACAGAGAAGAAAAAGGAGGGACUGGAGACAAACUGGAUCGUCCCAUUAGCCUCAGAACCGGGUCAUUGUGAUAGUGUGUGAUUUAUGUGUGUGUGUGUGUGUGUGUGUGUGAGCAACAUCAGAUGUGUCAAGUUUCUAUUUCCUUGUUCUGUCAUUGCUAACUCCUCCCAGGACACCCCUCAGAAUGUGCAUGUGUAUGAAAGUAAAACUGCAAUAUUAGGUUUCUUUUAAUAACCGUUGUUUGAAUAUUGAUUUAAGCGUAAACUGUAGGAGAUUGAUGUCUUCACAGUUGUUUUAAAUGAUCAAGAUGACUUUUUGGGAAAUGGCCUUAGAAGCAUAUAGAUGGAAAGUGAAUGUUUCAAUGGGGAAAAAGUGUGUGGAAUUGUAUUUUGUUCUCCUUUCAAGAAAGUCACUGUACGGCGCAGAUGAUGUGAUGGUCUCAUGACAAAAUGGCAGGCACAGAGUGAUAGAAAAGACAAUGGUGCUCAUUUUCAUCUCAAAAAGGGUUAGAGGUGUUGGUCUAUGUUAAGCGUAACCCUAACAGUCUACCAAACUAGAAGUAAAGGAAUGCGUCAUUCACUGAACUUUGGUUUUGUAAGCACCUUCUUCGUCACAGUUAAUUAAGAAACCUCUAUUAAGAUCUUGCCCUGGCAACUGCACAUUUCCCUCACAAACACUUCUCACAAAACUACAUUUGCCUGGAGCUCUGAAACUUGAAGCUACAUUUUAAGUUAUGCAGACAUUUUGGUACUUGUAGUCUGAGCUGUUUGUGAGUGCUGCAUACGUACAUGUUGUCGCUUUGUUGUGACCAAGUCUGGCCCACGUCAUUGAUGCUCUGAAGAGAACAGAGGGGACAUGUUCAUACAUCCUUUAUAAGACACGAAAAAACUAUAUUUGAAAGGGGUGGCUCUUGAAAGAGGCUAACUGUUUUAUACUGUAAAUAUUUUAACUACUACUGGUAGACUAGUCAAUCUAAGAAAAAAGUCAGAUGUCUGAUGGACUUUACAUCUCAUGUGUCUUAAUUUAAGAGGUCUGCUCUUUUCUGUCCUGUUAGACACUGAUAUUGUUUGGAGAGAAUGCUGUCCAAUUCUUGAUGAGAGGGGUUAGGUGCUCCACUGUGUUUCCGCUGGCUAACAUCAUUAAUUUCAUUAAAGUGAAGUUGUUGUCAUCAACUUAAACAAAAAACAGUAGGCAAAUAUGUACUUUUAACCUUUAAAUAGCUUGUAAGGUUUGACCGGCCAGUUGUUUACUUUGCUGACAGUUUCCUUUCAACACUGCAUCCUAUUUGCGGCUACCAGUGAGACCACCUUUAUCCCAGUAUGGUUAGAGCUGCAGUGAGUGGACUUUUCUGUCUACUUUCAAAUGCUUCUCCGUCGAUGGCAUUGAUGUACUGAGAUAGCGAGGCCUUCUACCUCUUUGGAACUGUUCCAUCCAUUCCAUUUGUUCAGACUAAAUCAAGCUUGCCUUGAUCAAUUAGAGAAAUAUAAAUAGGAGUUGUUGUUGACCAACGUUUGAUGCCAAACAAACAAAAUCAUUUAAUAAAACUAAUGUAUUCCGUUUUUUUUCGGAUUCCGAUUGGGCCCUGAGUCUACCAACAGAUCAAACUGGCAUCUUGUGUGGUCAAUCCAGAAGACUCUGGAAGUAGACAUUUUAGGGACUUCAUCAGAGCUGGAAUGGCAUGAUGUACACCCUGAUGUUUAAUACUUCUGUCUUCUGCUUUAAAGGUUUCACAUUUUUUUUUAUUUAUGUUUUUGUAUGAACUUUCCAAUACAGUAUUAUCUAUUCUGUUCUUUGUAUUGCAAAUCUUAAUACUUGACUAAAUCUUUAACACAAGAAAAAUCAAACGGUAAUGGUGUGAUACCAAUUAUAUAUUAUUUCUUAGGAUAACCAAAAAAUGUAACAUUAAGGUGUACCCACAGUUUUUUAGUGUAAUGUUACGUUUGCCAUUAAAUGAUAGAUGCGCUUUAAUAAACUACAUAAUUGAGGAACAUGGAAAUUUGCUCUGGUACAAAUUCAUUACAGCGUAUCCAGUCUUGUUAACUAAAGCAAUAUGAUUGGUGGAAAGAAUGCUCUGUUGACCUCUCAAUAUUUAAAUACUUUUAGCAAUAAUGAACCACCACAGAACGAUCACAUUUUACUUGUUGUUUAACGAUUUUGAGGGGAUUUCCCAGCACAGAUUAAGGCAAUUUCUGGAUUAGACAACAAUAAUUUGAUGUACAGGAUCUGUAAUCCAGAACAAGGUACAGUCUGUACUGGAUUGUUUUUUUUUUAAUCUCAAAUUUCUUUCAAAACCAUGGCUGAGACACUGUUCACUAGGAUCAGGUAAUAAGUCUCUAUCUCUACAACCACUUUUGUUGCGGGAUGUCUACAUGGAGCUACAAAAAUAAGCAUGCAUGUUUAUGAUUUGUUAAUCUGCUUCUCUCAAGCCUGCGGCUGUCCACACUACUGUAGAUCUACACAUGCAAGAAAGGCACAGCCAUUCAUCAUCACCACAACAUCCUCAUUCCACUAGCACGUGUCAGGUUUGAAGUUGAGUGGGAUAAGAUGGUUUAAUACGCCUAUCCCAGAGACAGUAAUGGUGAGGAGAGGAGCACCCAAAAACUAUCAUCUCACUCUCUGACCCACAAUCUUUAUUACUGGAACACUCUAGAAGAACUGAUCCCAGGCCAAAAAGAAGAUACACUGGUGCAUAAUUUGCCAAGGCCAUAGCGACAUCAGGUUGUGUGUAUAUAGACAAAUACAAAGUUAUAUCGCAUUGCCAAUAGUCAUUUGUACAUAUGUAAAAUAAGAUCUUGUACUUCUGUUGGGUUGAUAUCAAAUAUGUAAAAUUAACACUGG
Messenger RNA from Hypomesus transpacificus, 4461 nucleotides. It is a transcript of the gene igsf11, whose product is annotated as immunoglobulin superfamily member 11. Bases 137 to 1306 code for a protein of 389 amino acids. Gene Ontology annotation, biological process: homophilic cell-cell adhesion. The transcript is spliced from 7 exons. The record is from RefSeq and is a predicted model, not a curated record. Gene Ontology annotation, cellular component: cell-cell junction. Gene Ontology annotation, molecular function: ionotropic glutamate receptor binding. NCBI's taxonomy places the organism in Eukaryota, Metazoa, Chordata, Actinopteri, Osmeriformes, Osmeridae.